Dreissena polymorpha is the source of this 6631-nucleotide messenger RNA. Its product is annotated as dual 3',5'-cyclic-AMP and -GMP phosphodiesterase 11-like. The record is from RefSeq and is a predicted model, not a curated record. Gene Ontology annotation, biological process: signal transduction. The transcript has 19 exons. Bases 1587 to 4184 code for a protein of 865 amino acids. NCBI's taxonomy places the organism in Eukaryota, Metazoa, Mollusca, Bivalvia, Myida, Dreissenidae. Gene Ontology annotation, molecular function: protein binding; 3',5'-cyclic-nucleotide phosphodiesterase activity.
CGGCAUCAAAGAGCGCGUUUUCACCAAUAGCUGAAUUGCGAAUAUCGAUGUCUCGAGAAAGCCUCAGACGCAUAGGAUUUUAAUGCAUUUCUUACCAUUAUAACUGGCAGCAUGGUAACACGAUGCGAUUUCCCCAUCGAGUAUUUUAUGUGCUAGCGUGGAACAUGAUAGAUUUCAGCACGUGAAUCAAUGUGUUUUUAUUUUAGUGCGAGUGCCUAAGAUAAACAAAUCGGGAGCGUGUACAAGAUUUGGCUAAACCUUUUGGGCUGUAAUUUGUGUGAAGUUUAAACAUUUACGUAUAGAAUCUUAGGCGAACGACAUUGCCAGAUAUCGGCGAAAUAAACAUCCACCUUUUUAGCGGUUCUCUUUGUUUAUGCGUGUUUUCUCUAUCAAAUGCAGCGUUGCCGUAUGUUUUUACGAGGGAUGGAAAUUGUGUACCUGAUAGCCCGUUCUUGAUUUCGUAUAAAUCGGACCACGUGUAACAGCGGAUAUACGAACAGCAGAUAUUUGUGCUGUUAAAAGAAAAAUCGUGGAUUUGGGAUUUAUAUAUUGAGUUAAUCUACCACGAAAUAGAGGAUCACAUAAGCAGGGACACGUCUCAUCAAUCAAAACGCGGGUUUCGUACGAGGGACGCUACAACAGUAAGCGCCUACCGCUUCUUACAGGCUUGAAAUCUCGGAAAUACCACACAACGUCAGUAGCAUAUACCACCGGCUAAUGGGGCUUUAUCUGCAUUAUGCAUUGUCUCUCCAUCUCAGCUCAACAUCGAGUGUGAUAUAUCGCGAUCCACGAGGAAUAGAUGCGUUAUUGGACUCGCUUGGUGAUGGAACGGGCUUAAUGUUUACACUAUUUAAAUCGCUCACAUCGCGGAUGACGUAGUAGACAUGUGUACAGAGCUCGGGUUUGCCUUCUAAACGGACCAGUGACCGCCUUUAAUCGCGAGGUUUUACAUUAUUUAUCAUCACACGCGCGCACGAAACGAAAGCGCCUUAAACGUAAAGCAUACAUUGUUUUAUGGGUUGUGCCAGAUUUUUUUUCUCUGUCGUAAUUCGUUCAGCGUUUAAAUUGCUCGCGGAAGUUGAUUAUCUAUAAUGUAGAACGCGUGCGUGCGUUUAAUACAAAUAACACAUGGGCUUAUUUGAACUUGGAUAUAUUAGAAGCGAAACUUAAUAUAUUGGAAGUCGAUGGAUUAACAUGUUUUAUGUAUUCGGUAUUGUAGUUUACAUAGUGUUGUGCGAGUGCUUGCGUCACGUAAAGGUAACCUUGGAGUAAUGCGGAUUUAAAUUGUUAAAUCGCGUGACAACAAUACAGGACAACAAUAAGGGUAUUGCGAGAGUAUAUCGGAUAUAACAAUGCUCAUAAGUGUACUGCGCUAUUGUACGUCCAGUUUACAGGUAUUUCAAAAUCGAUUUUGUUUGCUCUGUUUCGGUUAAUUGCCUUUACAAAUACACUAUCAAACCGCGGGCCGCGGUUAAACGGUGUCCAUCGCAAAACUGGAGUCUACACACUACCAGGGACGGCAAAGGAGACCGUAUCGCCCUCGAUUGCUCUUCAAACGCUCGCAGAGCAAAGGGGCUAAUGUCGGCAUGGCGGAGACCGCGUCGGCACCGGAAAUGGACCCACUGUCGCCCGCCAAGCGCGAGGAGUAUGACAGGACUGAAAAAUGGCUCGACGACCAUCCGGACUUUGUGCACGACUACUUCGCUCGAAAGGCGAAGCGGAGUAUGAUUGACGGGUGGCUGAUCGCGCACGCCAUUAAGCACACGGCAGCCGGCCUGACCCAUCCCGACGGGAACUCCUCGAAUGGCUCAAAGAACAACUCGCGGAACAACUCCGGCGCCAACACGCCCGUCCGCAAGAUAUCGGCGCAGGAGUUCGAAAAGGGCGGAAUCCUUAACCCUAUGCUGAGCACGGUUGAAGGGGUUCAAACCUUCCUGAGCCCCUCGCCGACGUCGGCGCAGUCGCCCUCACAGAUUCGCUUGUUCAGCAAAUCUCGCACCGAGCUGAAGGACUUGGACGAAAAGGAGCUAAUGUACGAACUAGUGAUGGAUAUCUGUAACGAUUUGGAUGUUAAGAGUCUAUGCUACAAGAUUCUCAACAACUGCUGCACGUUACUGAACGCGGACCGUUGCUCGCUUUUUCUCGUGCAAGGGAAAGGAACCAACGAGAGGUUUCUCGUCGCUAAACUGUUUGAUGUGAACGGACAUGCAUCCCUUGAGGAGCUGUCGCACGGGAAAGAGGAAAUCCGCGUACCCUGGGGCACGGGUAUCAUCGGGUACGUUGCGAAGACGGGGGAGGUGGUCAACAUUCCUGAUGCCUACAAGGAUCCCCGCUUUAAUUCCGACAUUGACCUGCGGACCGGGUACACGACGCAGAGCAUCUUGUCGAUGCCGAUCAAGGACAGCGAAGGUGUUGUCAUCGGGGUCGCCCAGGCAGUCAACAAAGUGGUCAACCGGAACCAAACCUUCAACGAACACGACGAAAAGGUGUUUGCCUCAUACCUCGCAUUUUGUGGAAUAGGCCUGAAAAAUGCUCAACUUUACGAAAGAUCUCUGCUUGAAAAUAGAAGAAGCCAGGUACUUCUAGACCUGGCACGUGUUAUUUUCGAGGAACAAAGCAACGUGGCGGCGCUCAUACAAAAGAUCAUGAUGCACACCCAGUCGCUGCUGCAGUGUGAACGUUGUCAGGUGAUGCUGGUUGACGAAUCAACGAAGGGUGUAUUUUCUCAGGUCUACGACAUGACGACGGAUGAUUUCGAUAACAGCGAGACUUACACGCGAGAGGGCCCAACGCAUCCUCGCUUUCCUAUCCAGAUUGGAAUCACAGGUCACGUGGCUGCCACAGGGGAGCCGCUCAAUAUUCCGGAUGCAUACAUGGACCCGAGGUUUGACCCAACGGCCGACAAGGCGACGGCGUUUCGCACACGCUCCAUCCUAUGUAUGCCCAUCAAGAACGCGGAGGGCCGCGUAAUGGGCGUCAGUCAGCUGAUUAACAAAAAGGACGGCACCGCCUUCACGAAAAACGACGAGAAUCUCUUUGAGGCAUUUGCAAUAUUUUGUGGCAUGGGCAUAUACAAUACUCACAUGUACGAGAAGACAGUGCGGGCCAGUGCCAAGCAGCGCGUGGCUCUUGAGGUUCUCUCUUACCACGUGUCCGCAUGCGCAGAAGACGCCAUCAAACUUAAGAAAGCUGUGAUACCAUCUACCUCCGACUAUCGUCUGCUAGAAUACGGCUUCAACGAUGCCAGUCUUGACGACGAUGACACACUGAAGGCCAGCAUCCGUAUGUUCAUCGACCUUGACCUUCUGGAGAAGUUCAGAAUAAAUUAUGAUACCCUAUGCAGAUGGCUGCUGUCGGUGAAAAAGAAUUACAGAAACGUGACUUACCACAACUGGCGACAUGCUUUCAACGUGGCUCAGACAAUGUUCUGUUGUCUAAAGAAAGGCCAGCUUGACCGCUAUAUCAGCGACGUGGAGACCCUGGCGCUCGUGGUGGGAUGCCUGUGUCAUGACCUUGAUCACAGGGGCACCAACAAUCAGUUCCAGAUAAAGGCAAUGUCUCCACUCGCCGAGCUGUAUUCUACCUCAACCAUGGAGCAUCAUCACUUCGACCAGUGCAUUAUGAUAUUAAGUACAGAGGGCAAUGAAAUCCUCUCAGGUUUGUCUCAGGAAGAGUACGAAAACGCAAUCGGGCUGUUGGAAUGUGCAAUCCUUUCUACAGAUUUGGCGCUGUAUUUUAAGCGCCGAGGGGAGUUUUUUAAGCUGGUAGAGCAAGGUCUUUUGGACCUAGACCAGGACGAACACCGAGAUUUAUUACGGUCCAUGCUCAUGACGGCAUCGGACGUAUCGGCGAUAACCAAACCGUGGGAAGUGCAAAAACGGGUAGCGGAUCUUAUUGCUUCUGAGUUCUUCGAACAGGGUGAUUUGGAAAAGACGCAGCUGAAAAUAAAACCAAUCGAAAUGAUGGACAGAGAUAAGAAAGACAAGCUUCCAAUGAUGCAAGUUAAUUUUAUCGACACGAUAUGUAUGCCUGUGUACAAGGCUAUGGCUAGGAUGCAGCCCAAUUUAAGCCCCCUAAUGGAGGGCUGUCGACGUAACAGGGAUAACUGGGAGCACCUCGCUCAAGACAUGAAUAAAGGCCAGGUCGAUGAACAACAAAAAGAGACGGUAAAAUCAUCCAGCUGACAUAAACUGAAAUGUCGUAUUUUGUGACUUGACUUGUGACCGGUUUACCAUUGAUAAAGAUCCCGUAUUUUGUGAGCGGCUUGACUAUGUGUAUAGAUACCUCGAUCGAUUGGUAUGUUGUACCAUUGCAUGGAUCCGAAUAGUGUUUGCUGAAAUCGGAAAAAGAUACAAAAUCAGAUGUUUGGUAUAGAUCAGUGUUAAGUUACAAAUGGUCGUUUCCUUUUUUACGUGCUCAUACCUAACGGACGGAUAUUCUGAUAUAUGUUGUUACUAAUUAAAGCAGACCGAUAAAUUGGUUAACCUGGAAAACCAUCCACCAUUUAUAUUUUAUUUGAACAAAAUAAUGAGCUUUGAUAUUAUUUGGGUAUGAUUUUUACAAGCAAUUAUUUAUUUUAUACAUAUGGCUUAUAUGUUCAUCAAACAUCAAAGUAGUGUUGUGUUUAUUCAUUUUGUAUUGCCGAUGCAUUUUGUUCUAUAUUAUUUCCUAUUUAUUAUGACAAUUUACAUUCAUUUGAAAUUCUGACCAACCAAUUAUGUCAUGAUAAUUUAUUUUUUACUUUAAAUUAUUGUACGAGAUGAAACAUGUCGUUUGUUUUCACUAUCAAAACCAAAGUUAACUUUACUUACCUUAAUCAUUUAUGAUUAUCAGCUUUCAUUAAACGAAUGUUGGCAUUUCUAGAUUACCUUAGAACGUAUAACGUACACCGUCAAGGGGAAAGGUUUUGAGUUAUGUCUUACUGAAAGUUUUAAAUCGACACACUUCUAAAUUUGAGUGAACAUUGUAUCAUGCGUUCGUACUAGUAAGAAUAUGUAGAUGACCAUGUGUGUAUUAUAUCGGGCAUGCAAUAAGUGGAUUCGCAAGUGGUUUUGCAUCGUCGUGCCCGAUUUAUUCUUAGCUUGCACGAUCUUCAUUGAGAAAUUUAUACUGUGCAUGUUAACUUUAUCGAUGAAACCCAUAUGUGUGCUUUGUGCUUUGAUAUAACGUCUUUUAUAGCGAAGAAUAUUUAUCUGUGAUAUAAAUUCUUGCAUGACAUACGAGAUUCAAUUGUAACAGGUGAUAAUUGAACAUAUUGUUCUUCUUUUGUUAUCACUGUUAUUUUAAAAUGACAAACCUCUUCUGGCGAUUGUACACAUGCAAUAUUUUUUUAUGUAUUCAUCAGUUUUUUAUUACGUUUAAUUUUUGUAAAUAUGCAUUCAUAUACCUUUACGGUUAAAAUCGCACAUUUGCGCUUGGUUGAGUUUUAGUUUAGAAAAAAGGCAAUUUGGAAACGAAGUUUAACAAUUUUAACGUUGAAGCAAAAGUCUUAUUGCUGUAUAUUGCAUAUCAAAGGGACUUGUUUACAGCUGGAAUGCGGUUUUUAUGUCUGUCUUUAAAUUAUUUUUAAUUGAUAGAUAAUUUUUUUUUAGAGCUUACUUACAAGUGGAUGAAUAUUAUUUUAACCCUAUACUUUAAUAAAAAUGUCACAUGAAAAGACAUUGACGACGUUAUUUGGCAAAAUUCAUUUGCUCCAAAUGUUAUUGUUAACAUGUUUAGGAGAUAAUUCGUAAUGGUUGUAAUCUAUAUCAACAACGUACAGCGUGUGAUAAAUACAAUUUAUAUUGUAUAUUUAAAUACUUAUUUUAAUUUUAAUUAAUUUGUUUUUAUUAGUGAAACUAUUUCACUAGAGAGUAUCUUGUGUUUCUAUUAUAAUCUUUUCAUACUCAACUUAAACAUAAAUACCAGGUUAACGAAGUAGUUUUUCAAUGUUUGUGUAUAGCACUUAUGUUUUUUGUUAUUGUAUAUUAAUUUAUUUUAAAAAGUGUUGAUAUUUUACUGUUUCAAGGCGAUUUAUUGCCUUAAUGAAAACUGUGAUAAAUGCGAAGACGUGAAAUCCCUCUUUUAUUAAAUGGUACGUUUGUAAAGUUACUAUUGCAACCAAUAUGGCACAUAUUAAUAUGUUACAUAAAUUAAUGGCGUGUACAUUUUCUUAACAAGCAAUUUUUGUCCAUUUGAUCAAAUAUUUGCAUCAGCAUAAUACCAUAAGUGUCGGGGGUUAUCUUGACCAAUUUUAUCAGUAUUUACAACAAACUUGUCAUAAUGACGGCAUAAUUAUGAAAAACAGCUAUUUGCAUAAUUAUCGAUUACCUUUACAUUGCAAUUUCCGAUGUUAAGUUUUUCAAACAUAUACAUUUCUGGCGAAUUUUCAUAACCUUGUGUUGUUUCUAUUAACGGUACAGAGCCUUAAUCCUGUUUGUAUUGUCCCCUACCAGUUUCACCGGAGGGGACUUAUGGUUUGCGCUCUGUGCGUCUGUCUGUGAGUCUGUCUGUCUGUCUGUCUGUGACACUUCUAGAUCAAGCAAUAACUUAAAGAGUUCUUCAUAUUUUUUAAUGAAACUUGAAACAUUGAUAGAUGGCAAUACGGACAUUAUGCACAUCAUUUCAUUUGGUUCCUACGUCAAAAAUUCUG